AUGGUCAGGCUCAUCACUCAUAACAUGCUAGCAUGUCACGUCAAAAAUUGCACAAAGGAUAAUUUCCCAUUAUCAUUUUCCGAAGUUGAACUUGUGAUCCGACCUGCACCUGAAAACUUGGAAUUCAUUCAAAGGUUUUUACCUAAAUUAGAUUGGACAGCUUUGGUUGAUACUGCCAGAUCUCUUGGAGAUGAGACUUUACCUGAGAACAUGCCUGAAGAAUGGUCGGAAGAUCAAUUGAAAGCUUUACACCAUGUUUUAAUGGAGAUGCACGUAGAAGAAGGAAAUAUGACGUGUAGAGGAUGUGGUCACGUAUAUCCAAUUUCGAACGGUAUUCCCAACAUGUUACUGGCAGAGCAUGAAGUCGGGCGAUAG
Kwoniella shivajii is the source of this 375-nucleotide messenger RNA. RefSeq lists its product as uncharacterized. NCBI's taxonomy places the organism in Eukaryota, Fungi, Basidiomycota, Tremellomycetes, Tremellales, Cryptococcaceae. Gene Ontology annotation, biological process: peptidyl-glutamine methylation; tRNA methylation; rRNA (guanine-N7)-methylation. Gene Ontology annotation, molecular function: protein heterodimerization activity. The transcript has 4 exons. The record is from RefSeq and is a predicted model, not a curated record. The coding region runs from base 1 to 375 and encodes 124 amino acids.